UCCAAACUAAGUGGAAAUGGCGACUGGAACAGACGACUCUGUGAAGUGUAAUUUGAUUUCAUGUGAUAAAGGUCCCAUCAAAAAGAAAGAUGGAAGAGUGGAUGUAAGAGCGUUUGCUGUUCCAAAGGAUAAAAGAUCAGGUUUCCAUGUUAAUUGGAAUGAUGAAGGAUUUGCAACGUUCCACGCAGAAUGUUGGUUCGCUUUACGGAGGAUGUAUAAAGACAAAGAAUCAACUCUUACGAAGGAGGAAAAAGAAAUGGUGAAAGAGGCUGCAAAGACAGCAGAAAUCCACGACUCAUGCGCAAAAGUUAAACAGGAAGCGGAACACAUAGCAAACCUGAUUAAAAACGCCAAACAUUGCAUAGCGUUUACAGGGGCUGGCAUUUCCACCGCGGCUGGCAUUGGGGAUUUCCGAGGAAUUCAUGGCAAGUGGACAGAAAGAGACAAAGUCAAACAACAUGGAGCCAAAGGAAAAUCUAAGAAACACACAAGAGACUUUCAAAAGCUCCGCCCAACUUACACCCAUGAGGCACUAGUAAAACUAGUAGAAAUGGGACUUUUAAAGCAUGUGAUCAGUCAAAAUGUUGAUGGACUGCAUCGACUGUCUGGACUAGAAGAAGGACAGAUAUCGGAACUACACGGCAAUACUUUUGUCGAGAAAUGUGAAAAAUGCAAUAAACGUUACGUAAGAAAUUCCAGAUGCGGGGGAAAAGCCACUAAUGUGCCUGUAAACAAAUGCAAACAUUGCCGGAUAAAUCAUCGGACUGGUCGUGUCUGUGAAGAUAAGAAAUGUAACGGAUACUUGAUGAACACCAUAAUAAACUUCGGGGAUUAUCUAGAAGGGGACGUUCUAAGCGGCGCUGAAGAACACGCUGAACGCUCUGAUCUUGUUCUGGCUCUAGGAACGACACUUCAGGUUUCUCCAGCCAACGACUUGGUGGAAAUGGGAGAAGAACCAACACGUUUAGUCAUCUGCAACAGACAAGCAACUGAUUAUGACAAAACUUGUUCGGAGCUGGAUGAUAAAGGAGUUCCAUUGGGAUCAAGGGUCUUUGGAGAUUGUGAUAAAUUAAUGCGUAAAGUUAUGCGAUGUGUUCUACCAAAAGAGGAAUUAGCGAAAUGGGAGCAAGACAGAAACGUUCGAAUGCUGACAUACGACACAAAACGAAAAUUGUAGACACGAAGAAAAAAGAUUAUUAGAUUUCUUUGAUAUAGAUGCAAUUCAGACAUGCAGAAAUUUCUAAUUUACAUCUUGUUAGCUUAUGUGUCGUACACUGUGCCACUAAAGGUCGCAUUUAAUAUCAUUUUUUUUUUAAAUGUCAUUGAGAUAUAUACAGUUUUGAAUAAAUAAAUAAUAUGUGUUUUACAUACUUUAACUAUGUAUUAUUUUAACAGUAAUGAACAUUUUUACCCACAAUCGAAAUACAUGUACCUUUUAUGUCAAGCAAUAAAUACAUGUAUAAAACAAA
This is a messenger RNA of Saccostrea cuccullata (small rock oyster), 1469 nucleotides long. Its product is annotated as NAD-dependent protein deacetylase Sirt6-like. Lineage: Eukaryota; Metazoa; Mollusca; Bivalvia; Ostreida; Ostreidae. The transcript is spliced from 6 exons. Gene Ontology annotation, biological process: negative regulation of transcription by RNA polymerase II. The record is from RefSeq and is a predicted model, not a curated record. Gene Ontology annotation, molecular function: transcription corepressor activity; NAD+ binding. Gene Ontology annotation, cellular component: nucleus. The coding region runs from base 17 to 1177 and encodes 386 amino acids.